Molecule: messenger RNA, 2338 nt
Organism: Pollicipes pollicipes
Lineage: Eukaryota; Metazoa; Arthropoda; Thecostraca; Pollicipedomorpha; Pollicipedidae
Gene: Hsp83
Product: Heat shock protein 83
Exons: 5
Coding region: 75-2219 (714 amino acids)
Biological process (GO): protein folding
Molecular function (GO): ATP-dependent protein folding chaperone; ATP hydrolysis activity; ATP binding
Source: RefSeq, a predicted model, not a curated record
CUGCGGAAAGGCGAGGGGGUGGUGUGCGUGGUUUCAUUGCUGUCCGCCCGGAUUGUGACUCGAAGCUAGACAAGAUGACUACCACCGAAGGAGAUGCAGAAGUAUUUGCUUUCCAGGCUGAGAUUGCUCAGCUGAUGUCCCUUAUCAUCAACACCUUCUACUCAAAUAAAGAGAUUUUCCUCCGUGAGUUGAUUUCCAAUGCCUCUGAUGCCUUGGACAAGAUCCGGUAUGAGUCUCUGACAGAUCCGUCCAAGCUGGAUGGUGGCAAGGAUCUGCACAUCAAGAUCAUCCCAAACAAGAAUGACCGCUCAUUGACCAUCAUUGACACCGGUAUCGGCAUGACAAAGGCUGACAUGAUCAACAACUUGGGUACCAUUGCCAAGUCCGGCACCAAGGCUUUCAUGGAAGCUCUGCAGGCGGGAGCUGACAUUUCCAUGAUUGGUCAGUUCGGCGUGGGUUUCUACUCGGCUUACCUCGUCGCUGAUAAGGUCACUGUGCACAGCAAGCACAACGACGACGAGCAGUAUGUGUGGGAGUCGUCGGCUGGUGGCUCAUUCACUGUCCGUGUCGAUACCGAGGAGCCUCUCGGCCGUGGCACGAAGAUUGUCCUGCACCUCAAGGAGGAUCAGACGGACUACACAGAUGAGAAGCGGAUCAAGGAGGUGGUGAAGAAGCACUCUCAGUUCAUUGGUUAUCCCAUCAAGCUCUUUGUGGAGAAGGAGAGGACAAAGGAGGUUUCGGAUGAUGAAGAGGAGGAAGAGGACAAGGAGAAGAAGGAAGAGGACAAGGACAAGCCCGAAGUUGAGGAUGUUGGUGAAGAUGAGGAGGGUGACAAACCAGACAAGAAAAAGAAGAAAUCCAUUAAGGAGAAGUACACCGAUGAAGAAGAGCUCAACAAAACCAAGCCCAUCUGGACUAGGAACCCGGACGACAUUAGCCAGGAGGAGUAUGGAGAGUUCUACAAGUCCUUGACCAAUGAUUGGGAGGAUCACCUGGCUGUGAAGCACUUCUCCAUCGAAGGCCAGCUGGAGUUCCGGGCGCUGCUGUUCGCUCCGCGACGUGCUCCGUUCGACCUGUUCGAGAACCGUAAGAAGAAGAACUCAAUCAAGCUCUACGUCCGUCGCGUAUUCAUCAUGGAGAACUGCGAGGAGAUCAUCCCAGAAUACCUCAACUUCAUGCGCGGCAUCGUGGACUCUGAGGAUCUGCCGCUGAACAUUUCGCGCGAGAUGCUGCAGCAGAGCAAGAUUCUGAAGGUCAUCAGGAAGAACCUGGUCAAGAAGUGCGUAGAGCUGUUCGAAGAAAUCGCAGAGGACAAGGAAAACUACAAGAAGUUCUACGAGCAGUUCGGGAAGAACCUCAAGCUCGGCAUUCACGAGGACAGCACCAACCGCAAGAAGUUGGCGGAUCUCCUGCGUUAUUACACGUCGGCUUCGGGCGAUGAGCCCUGCUCUCUCAAGGACUACGUGUCUCGCAUGAAGGAGAACCAGACGCAGAUCUACUACAUCACGGGCGAGUCGCGUGACCAGGUGGCCAACUCUGCUUUCGUUGAGCGCGUCAGGAAGCGCGGCUUUGAGGUGGUCUACAUGGUAGAGCCGAUUGACGAGUACUGCGUGCAGCAGCUGAAGGAGUAUGAUGGAAAGCAGCUCGUAUGUGUGACGAAGGAGGGACUUGAGCUGCCAGAAGAUGAAGAGGAGAAGAAGAAGCUGGAGGAGGACAAGGCGAAGUAUGAGAAUCUUUGCAAGGUCAUGAAGGACAUCCUAGACAAGAAGGUAGAGAAGGUUGUGGUGUCCAACAGGCUGGUGUCUUCACCUUGCUGCAUCGUCACGUCGCAGUACGGCUGGUCGGCCAACAUGGAGCGCAUCAUGAAGGCCCAGGCGCUUCGCGACAACUCUACCAUGGGGUACAUGGCGGCCAAGAAGCACCUAGAGGUUAAUCCUGACCACAAGAUCAUCGAGGCGCUGAAGCUGAAGGCGGAUGCGGACAAAAACGACAAGAGCGUCAAGGACUUGGUGAUGCUGCUGUUCGAAACUGCGCUCCUCAGCUCUGGCUUCAGCCUGGAAGAUCCCGCUGUGCACGGCUCUCGCAUCCACAGGAUGAUCAAGCUCGGUCUGGGCAUCGAUGACGACGGUGAGCCGGAGGUGGCGGAGGCUGUGACCGAGGAGAUGCCGCCCCUGGAGGGGGAGGACGAAGACGCCUCGCGCAUGGAGGAGGUCGACUAAGAAGUUAUCUAGCUUUCACUUGCAUUUCUUUCAUACCAUUAUCAUUUUUGUUUGUUUGCUGCUGUUUGCCAAGACGUGUAUAUGUGAUCCUGAUGAGCGAAAUACAGAUGACAUGUAAU